Trichomycterus rosablanca is the source of this 4165-nucleotide messenger RNA. RefSeq names its product RAB11 binding and LisH domain, coiled-coil and HEAT repeat containing (gene relch). Gene Ontology annotation, biological process: intracellular cholesterol transport. Bases 136 to 3723 code for a protein of 1195 amino acids. Lineage: Eukaryota; Metazoa; Chordata; Actinopteri; Siluriformes; Trichomycteridae. Gene Ontology annotation, molecular function: protein binding. Gene Ontology annotation, cellular component: recycling endosome; trans-Golgi network. The transcript has 29 exons. The record is from RefSeq and is a predicted model, not a curated record.
GCGGGACUUGCCGCAAUACGGGUAGGAAAAUGCUAUACAGGGAAGCAGGUUUGUAAAGCUGUCAUCGAUCAGAACCGAUCAGUCGCUGCUCAUCCGUCCUCCAGCGGCGGCACCGACACCGCGACUGGAAUUAAAAUGGCUGCGGGGAGCGUCAACCCGUUCAACGCGAGCGAUUCGGACGAGGAAGCCGAGCGCCGGAGACAGCAGCGUGACGGCGGUGACAGCGAGCGCAGCCCGAGCGAUGAGGCGCCAGGCCGGAGCCCCGGGCCCUUCUCCCCGCCGCCGACUGACUCGGACCCGGGCCUGCUGUUACCCAGCAGUAACCGAGCCGGUCCGGGGGCCGGGCAGGGCGGUAGCGCCGAGCCCUCGCGGGUGUCGGUGGACGCUAUAGCUGCGCAGCUGCUCCGGGAUCAGUACGUCCUCACGGCCCUGGAGCUCCACACCGAGCUGCUGGAGGCCGGGAGAGAGCUGCCCCGGCUCCGGGAUUAUUUCUCCAACCCGGGCAACUUCGAGAGACAAAGCGCCACUCCACCCGCCUGCAAGGAGCCUGGACUGGGUCUGGGUGCGGCCGGAGCUCUGAAUCGGGCCGGCAGCAUCAGCACGCUGGAUUCGCUGGACUUCACCCGCUACUCGGACGACGGGAACCGGGAGACGGACGAGAGGGUGGCAGUUCUGGAGUUUGAACUACGGAAAGCCAAGGAGACCAUACAGGCUCUGCGCAACAACCUGACUCAGGCUGCAGAGUGCGAAAUCCCGUCCCAGGAGCGCAAAAACUUCAAAUCCAGUCCUGAAGUUCAGGAACCCAUCCGUCCUCUGGAGAAACGAGCCUUAAAUUUUUUAGUCAACGAGUAUUUACUGAAGAGCGAGUACAAGCUGUCGUCCAUCACCUUCUCUGAUGAAAAUGAUGAUCAGGAUUUUGAGUUGUGGGACGACGUGGGACUGAACAUCCCCAAACCUCCAGAUCUGCUGCAGCUCUACCGAAACUGCGGCAGCGGCCAGUAUUCUCACCGGGAGACGGCGGACGUAGGAGUGGGCGUGGACGCUGACGACUUCCCCGUGGACUACAUUACCCAGGAGUCUGUGCAGAAAACGGAAACCGUCCAGCAGAAGGAGGUGGUGCAGGAGCUGGAGUACCAGAUCAACCUGCUGAACAGCGAGAAACAAACUCUGGCUGAGCAGAUAAAAAAAUUACAAAGUGAGAUCCAGGACCUGCAGAGGAGCGUUUCGUCUCCCCCUGUACCCCCAGCGGAGCCCGACGAGUCGCGUUUCGACUGCAGCCGAGCUCCCACGGAUAACGGCCAGUAUCUGGAUAUACGUGGAGUCACAGAGGCCGACAGCACUACGGAUUAUAAAUCUAAAGCUGCCACGAGCACCAGCACCACCACUACUACCAACACUACCACCACGAGCUCUACUGCACCAGUUAGUGGGAACUCCGCUCCGUCUUCACAGAGCCACAGCAAGUUUAAGCGGCCCGACCAGCACAGCAAAGGGCCCGUGCAGUUCGACCAGCCAAACAGGAAGCUGGCUCCGGCCUUCCACCAAGAGCUUUUGUCCUUCUGCAGAAUGUCUGCUGACAGUCGUCUCGGCUCGGAGGUGUCCCGUAUCGCCGACAGCGAGGAGAGUGUGAUGCUGAUGCUGGGUCGCUGUCUUCCUCACAUCGUGCCCAACGUCCUGCUGGCUAAACGCGAGGAGCUCAUUCCGCUGAUCCUGUGCACGGCCUGCCUCCACCCCGAGCCCAAGGAGAGAGACCAGCUACUUCACAUCCUCUUCAACCUCAUCAAGAGACCCGAUGACGAGCAGAGGCAAAUGAUCCUGACGGGCUGUGUGGCUUUCGCCCGGCAUGUGGGUCCGACGCGGGUGGAGGUGGAACUAUUACCCCAGUGCUGGGAACAGAUAAACCACAAGUACCCGGAGAGGAGGCUGCUGGUGGCGGAGUCUUGUGGAGCGUUGGCGCCCUACCUGCCCAAGGAGAUCCGGAGCUCUCUGGUGCUGUCCAUGCUGCAGCAGAUGCUGGCGGAGGACAAGGCCGAUAUGGUGCGAGAAGCCGUGGUGAAGAGUCUGGGCAUCAUCAUGGCCUACAUCGACGACCCGGACAAAUACACUCAGGGCUUCGAGCUGAUGCUGCUGUCUCUGGGUGAUCUGUCGGAGCGGGUGGUCAGCGCCACGCAUCAGGUCUUCAUCCCCGCCUUCGCCGCGUGGAGCACCGAGCUCGGGAACCUUCAGUCUCAGCUCGUCCCUUCACUGCUCAGCCGCAUCGAGAAGCUGCUGCAGCAGGCUGAACACAGUUUGGACGAGCACAAGCUGCACAUGUACCUCUCGGCUCUGCAGUCUCUGAUCCCCCCUCUCUUCGCGGUGGUGCUCCAGAACGCCCCCUUCACCAGCCGCGCCACGCUGCAGCCUGACGUCACGCCCAUCGAGGUGACCCGCUUCCCCCGCCCGGCGUCCCCUUUGCAGAACGUGUCGUGCAUCGUGGGCAGCAGGGAGCAGCUUGCCGCACUGCUUCAGCUUUAUGAGCACCAGCUCCAACACGAAGGGACCACGGGGUGGGACAGCCUGCUCUGGGUGGUCAACCAGCUUCUCCCUCAGCUGAUCGAGAUCGUCGGGCGCAUAAACGUGGCCUCCACCACCUGCGUGCACGAAUUUUCCAGAUUCUUCUGGCGCCUGUGCAGGACCUUCGGGAAGACGUUCACCAACACCAAGGUGAAGCCUCAGUUCCAGGAAAUCCUGCGGUUAUCUGAGGAGAACGUGGAUGCCACGGCUGGCAACGGCAUUUUGACCAAGGCGACGGUGCCCAUCUAUGCAACGGGAGUCCUGACGUGCUACAACCAGGAGGAGGACCGUAAGCUGUUGGUGGGCUUCCUAGAGGACGUCAUGACCACUCUGUCUCUUUCCCAUGCGCCUCUGGACAGUCUCAAAGCUUCCUUCGUGGAGCUCGGGGCGAACCCGGCCUACCACGAGCUGCUGCUGACUGUUUUGUGGUACGGCGUGGUCCACACCUCUGCGCUGGUCCGCUGCACGGCCGCUCGCAUGUUUGAGCUGUUGGUGAAGGGGGUGAAUGAAACCCUUGUAGCUCAGAGAGUUGUUCCGGCUCUUAUCACUCUCUCCAGUGAUCCUGAAAUCUCUGUGAGAAUAUCCACUAUUCCUGCCUUCGGGACCAUUAUGGAGACGGUUACACAGAGAGAGUUGUUGGAGAGGGUAAAGAUGCAGCUGGCAUCGUUUCUGGAGGAUCCUUUGUAUCAGGACCAGCAUUCGUUGCACAUGGAGAUCAUCAAGACCUUCGGGAGGGUCGGACCCAACGCCGAGCCCAAGUUUAGAGACGAAUUCGUGCUUCCUCACCUACACAAGCUGGCCAUGGGCAACAACAUGCAGACGGUGGAGAACAAGCGCAUGGACAUUGCUGGUCAGCUCUUCGAGGCCUACAGUGCUCUGUCCUGCUGCUUUAUUUCGGAGGAGGUCAUGGUGAAUCAUUUUCUUCCUGGUCUGAGGUGCCUGAGGACAGACAUGGAGCAUCUUUCUCCGGAACACGAGGUUAUUCUCAGCUCCAUGAUUAAGGAGUGUGAGCUGAAGGUGGAAAACCGUGCCAUGGGAGAGGCACAAGGGUCCAUGUCCAUUGCGGCGAGUCUGGUGGGCGAAGACGCCAAGACCAAGUUCCUGAGUAAGAUGGGUCAGCUGACCACGUCAGGUGCCAUGCUGGCUAACGUUUUCCAGAGAAAGAAGUGAAGCCGGUGCCGUCUGGGACCUCCUCCUACUUGAAGUUGGAUGCCUUCAUUUCAUCCGUUUGUUGUGGGUUUGUUUGUUUUUUUCUGUUGUUCUUUUCCGACCAGAUUUUAUAUCUUUAUUUAUGUCUUAGAUUUUGACCUCCAAAGAAAAUUGCACUGUAUUCGUUCUGUUUUUAUUAACACCACUACAUUUGUUUUGUUGGUAAUUUAAUGAAGAUAGGAAGCAUUCCGUAAUUAUUUCCUUCGUCGUGACCUUCUCACGUGUUGACGUGUCUCUGGAUGAUUUUCUAUAGGUGUGUAAAAUUACUCUGUUUCUGUUUCUUUUUUUUUUUUGGACAUGCUCACACCGUAAAUAUCUGUAAGAUACGCUGAGAGCCAGCGUAGCCGUCUGCUGUAUAUUGGAAACUGCUGUCAUGAUUAAAAGGUGAAGAACUGUUGUGUAA